Monopterus albus (swamp eel) is the source of this 1305-nucleotide messenger RNA. It is a transcript of the gene tmem236, whose product is annotated as transmembrane protein 236. NCBI's taxonomy places the organism in Eukaryota, Metazoa, Chordata, Actinopteri, Synbranchiformes, Synbranchidae. The record is from RefSeq and is a predicted model, not a curated record. The transcript is spliced from 4 exons. Bases 58 to 1146 code for a protein of 362 amino acids.
GAUGAUUGUCAAAGUCUUGAGGUCCGAGUUAAGACCAGCAACUGGCAUUCAGGGACCAUGCCCUCGGGAAAGACGGUCAAGCUCAUCCUGUAUGAGGCGCUGCAGUUUACAGCUUUUAUCGUGCCAGUCUUUGUGAUAUUUGAGAGGUUUGCCAGGCUCAUACAUAAUGUGAAAGGACAGGAUCUAACCACCUACUGGCUGGUGGUGGCGGUCUCUACCGCCUAUGUGACCUCUGCGAGCCUGCUGGUGUGGGUUCCCCUGAAAUAUAUGAUCCUGAAGCGGCGGUUCCUCACAGAGAUCACACAGUGGAGACCAACAGUGCUGGUGUACCUCAUGCUGUGCACAUUUCCAUGCUUUGCUAUUUUAAUCACCAGCUCCAAGGUGCAGGUGGAUGGAGGACACUGCUACGACCACUUCGCUGAGUUGCCUGUGUCCUUGGUGCUUUUCUCUCUCAUCUGUGUGGAUAUCAUAGAGCAGAUUCGACCAUGCAGGCUCACUGGACAGUCGGACCGCCUGGAUCCUGACUUUGACCUGCAAUCCCCCGUCCUCACUCACCUGGAACAUUUGACCUCAGUAUCAGGCCAGAUGCACCACGCUGAAGGCCUGAACAGUUUGACCCAAGGUCAUCCAGAGGCCCGAAAUGGCAGCACCUCAGGCAGAUGGCAGGAUAUUGCUGGCUCCGCCAUCCACUCAGCUCCCAGCUCACGAGCACCCAGCGCUGCCUAUCUGUAUUCCUUGUCCGCACACCCUCAGUCCCACUCUGGUCCUCUGGGUUUCCUGUGGAGAAGGGAUGGAAGGUCACAGGUGUUUAUGGAUACUUUCCUGUUCUGGUUAGACACUGUGGAGAUGGUGAGAGUGGCAGGAGAGCCAUCGGUCUACUACUCAGGCUGGGUUUUCCCUGUCUACAUUCUUGCCUUCCUGUCCACUCUCCGCAUUGCCAUCACUCCUCACAACCCCUUGUUGUCCUCUGCUGGAGUUGCUCUGCAGGACCUUCCUUUCUUUAUCAUUCGAGUAGCUUUGAUUAUUGUGUUUGGUUAUGUGACACCUCUAUUGUACCCAUUGAAAAAUGUGCUGGUGAGCCUGACUUAUAUCUACUUUACAUUCCUGACAAAGCUGAGGAUAUUCAGAAGUCAUAGCAUGUUUUGAGGAGGAGUGACACAUUCUGUUGUUGAUGAAAGAUCUGCUUAGAUGGAGCAUGGUUGAGCAGUUGCUAUGUCCAUGUGUAAGGAGCAGCACUAAGGAAACAUGGUGCUGAUAAUGAAGAGCAGCAUCUUAUGGAUAAUAAUGGCUGCAAAUGUGUUGGAG